AUGACUCGCUCCGCCCACCUGCCGGAUGAGCCCAAUCCCAUUCGAUGCCCGGGCUGCCCCUACUUCCUGGACACGCCCACCCAUCUCGUCACCGCCGUGGGAGCAGCGGCCAACCUCACCUGUGGCGUCAGGAUGCUCGGGGACCGACAGGUAUCCUGGAUUCGCCGACGGGACCUGCACGUACUCACCACAGCCUCCUACACGUACACUACGGACUCCCGCUUCCGUGCCAUCCACGCCAGGAAGUCGCCGUACUGGGUCCUGCGCAUCGACAACCCGACGGUGAACGACUCUGGGGUUUACGAGUGCCAGGUGUCAGCACAGCCCAAGAUCUAUCGCCGGUUCCAUCUCUCUGUCGUGGUGCCACGUGCCACCAUCGUUGGCACCAGUGCCGUCUUCAUGAAGGCGGGGAGUGACAUCAAUAUCACCUGCAUUAUCACGGGAGCAAGUAAGGCGACGCCCGUUACCUGGUACCACAUAACGCCUCAGUCACGCAGCACCAUCAUGGAGGAACUGAAUUCCGGGACCCGAGGCGGAGUCCAGCUGGUGACCGACAGGCGGGCGGGCACCAGCUGGCUUCUCGUCACCCAGGCCACGUGGAGAGACGCUGGAAACUACACGUGUGCCCCUGCCCACGCCACGCCCGCGUCUGUGUCGGUGCACAUACUUGAUGGUAGGUGUGACAGACGAGCAGGAACAGGCCUUUUAGUCACUCUUCGCCCGGUGCUCUCCGGCCCCUUCCUCGGUAAUGCGCCGACGCCUCGUGCACCAGAUCUAGGCUUGGUAUAUUCCUUUUCAUUAUUGUGUUAUAAAACCCGUGGUUAUUGUAGUCUAGGGCGCCACUUGGAGCUGGGAGUGUUCAAGAGGGUGCAGAUUGCACGGGAAGGUUGUCUCACAGAGAGACAACCUGAUGGGUAUGAUUGUCCACAGCGAGAAGGGCUAGGUGGCCAUAUAGCCUGA
Molecule: messenger RNA, 960 nt
Organism: Penaeus monodon (black tiger shrimp)
Lineage: Eukaryota; Metazoa; Arthropoda; Malacostraca; Decapoda; Penaeidae
Exons: 7
Coding region: 1-960 (319 amino acids)
Biological process (GO): synapse organization
Cellular component (GO): neuron projection membrane
Source: RefSeq, a predicted model, not a curated record